UAAUUCAUCUUGGCUUUUCGAACGACGUAUACUAAGGCUUUGAUUACUCCAAUACGCCGUUAGAAGGUGCGUUGAAAAGUCAAGAUCAAAAUAAAGCAUGUGGACGAGAUUCACUUUCCCAAACUGAAUUACUGUUCGCAGAACAUCAUAGAGUGACAAUGAAUAAUUCCAAUGUGACUACAAACAACACUCUGGAAAGAAGCGGUGAUUCCGAGAUAUCAUGCCCGCACGGGAGCCCCGACACGAACUUAACAAAAGCGUUCAAGACGAUUAUCUACUGUGUGAUAAUUCUCGGGUCAAUCCUUGGAAACUCGUUCGUCAUCUUAGUGGUGUAUAAGAGGAAAAGAAUGAGGACCACGACAAACUACAUGAUAGUCAGCAUGGCCGUCAGCGAUCUGUUUUUUGCCAUCUUUGCUGUUCCGCCGUCCAUCCGGACUGUUUACGCUGGGCACGAUCUUCUUGUUAGAGGAAUCACAGCUGAGCUGAUUUGCAAAUUGGUUACAUUCAUUCAGCAGGUGUCAAUAGAUGUCUCUAUCCUAUCGCUAACCGCCAUUGCCUUUGAUCGCUUCUUCGCUAUCAUGUUACCUUUUCGUAAAGUGAUCACAUGUCGCACCACAAAAAUUCUCAUCGUCUUAACUUGGCUAUUUGGGAUUUUGUUUGCAGCUCCAAUUCUGUACACUAACCGAAUUGUCGCGGGAGAGGGAGGCGAUGGAACCAUUUGCGAGGAAAUUUGGGAACCCCUUUUCGAAAGCAGUAAAGCGAGAAAAGAUUACACUUUUAUUCAUUUUGGUUUUUUCUAUGCGGGCCCACUCACGAUUAUAACAGUUCUCUACACGGCCAUCGUGAUUGAGUUAUGGCGCGGGAAUUCCAUCACAUUUCGCUGCAAAGCAAAUCACCAAGAGGUUGAAAAAUCAAAUAGGAAAGUGCUCAAGAUGCUUGUGACUGUGCUGGUUGUUUUCGCACUCUUCUGGCUUCCGGUGUACAUCUUUCAAUUUACGUUUUACGUAGCAAACAACACUUGCAUAGUCUCUGGAGUAAUUCAAUUUCUUGGUUAUUUCUUUUGUCAAGCUACUAGCGCGAUAAAUCCCCUCAUCUAUGCGUUUUUCAGCGAAAACUACAGGAGUGGAUUCAAAGAUUGUUUGCGCGCUAUUCUUCAUUGUCAAGGCAGAAAGCUUUUUCAAAGCGAUUCCUCGACGAUAAAGAGUGUCGGAAGUCGCGAUCGGCGAAACAAAAAGGUUGAAUUGUACUUUCUGUGAAAACUGGAAAAUCGUAUUCUACUCUCAAUGCGCGCAAAAAGAUGUUCGAGAGGGAGGCUCGUUUACUGUUUGUUUAUCGUCAGCUUUUUUUUCUCCUGUUCAUCAGACACCACAGCCGCGUACGAGUGAUCGUUUCUUCCCCGCGGCCUGUCGCGUCCGAAAGGAAAGCAUUUUUCUGUUGUUUUGCAUAAAAAUUGAGCCUUUGCCGAUCGGAUUGCGUGAGACAUAAUAACGUCAGUUUUUCUUUUCCUUGAUUAAUUUUAAUAUUGGGAAAUUUAUGCAAACUUGAGAAAUGCUGUAUAUUUGUCGUACGGCGUUCAUUAAAUGUAUAUAUGUAUAUAUAAUAUUUUUACAUUUAUUGCGAAAAGUUCUUUAGAGGAUUAAACAGUAAAACGUCUUCAAGAACUUUGUAAGGAACGAAAUAGAUAAAGACUACUAACGAACUGCUUC
Molecule: messenger RNA, 1706 nt
Organism: Orbicella faveolata
Lineage: Eukaryota; Metazoa; Cnidaria; Anthozoa; Scleractinia; Merulinidae
Product: QRFP-like peptide receptor
Biological process (GO): G protein-coupled receptor signaling pathway
Cellular component (GO): plasma membrane
Molecular function (GO): G protein-coupled receptor activity
Source: RefSeq, a predicted model, not a curated record